Molecule: messenger RNA, 2340 nt
Organism: Cordyceps fumosorosea ARSEF 2679
Lineage: Eukaryota; Fungi; Ascomycota; Sordariomycetes; Hypocreales; Cordycipitaceae
Product: pre-mRNA splicing factor CEF1
Exons: 2
Coding region: 1-2340 (779 amino acids)
Biological process (GO): mRNA splicing, via spliceosome
Cellular component (GO): spliceosomal complex; Prp19 complex
Source: RefSeq, a predicted model, not a curated record
AUGCCCGUCGUCAAGGGUGGCGUGUGGACCAACAUCGAGGAUGAGAUCCUCAAGGCCGCCGUCUCAAAAUAUGGCCUGAAUCAAUGGGCGCGCGUGUCUUCGCUGCUCGCGCGCAAGACACCCAAGCAGUGCAAGGCUCGAUGGAGCGAGUGGCUUGACCCCAGCAUCAAAAAGAUCGAAUGGAGCAAGGACGAAGAUGAGAAGCUAUUGCAUCUCGCCAAGAUUAUGCCCACCCAGUGGCGCACCAUUGCUCCCAUCGUCGGUCGCACUGCCAACCAAUGUCUCGAGCGUUACCAGAAGCUUCUCGACGAGGCCGAGGCCCGCGAAUCAUCCAGCCUCGGUUUAAUGGGCCCCGACGGCGGCGAAACUCAGGCUCCCAGUGCCGAUGAUGUACGAAGACUGCGCCCUGGCGAGCUAGACCCCGAUCCCGAAACCAAACCGGCUCGACCCGACACCAUUGAUCUCGACGAGGAUGAGAAGGAGAUGCUCAGCGAGGCCAGAGCCCGUCUGGCCAACACACAGGGUAAAAAGGCCAAGCGAAAGGCUCGAGAGCGCCAACAAGAGGAAUCACGACGCAUGGCAACCCUGCAAAAGAGACGCGAGCUCAAGACGGCCGGUAUCAAUAUUAAGGUUACAACGCGCAAGAAGGGCGAAAUGGAUUACAAUGCAGAUAUUCCAUUCGAGAAGAAGGCCGUUCCCGGCUUCUACGACACAACCGACGAAAAGGUGGCCAACGAAGCGCAGCUCAAGGCUUUUGACCCUCAAAAGCAGCUCGCUGGGAAGCGCAAGGGUGAUGAAGGCGACGACGGCGAGAGAAAGAAGCGAAAGGGCGACAAGGAAAGUCAAUCUGACACACAAAAGGCUGCAAUCAAGGCCGGUCAAAUGCAAAAGAUACGAGAGGCAGAGCAGCUAAGCAAGCGACGCGCGCUAAAUCUCCCAGCGCCGCAGGUCAGCGAAGGUGAGCUCGAAGACAUCGUCAAGAUGGGCAAGAUAGGUGAGGCUGCCAAUACCAGGGCAAGACAGAGUGAAAAUGACGCCACUCGUGGCUUUGUCAACUCAUACUCUACCCUGAAUAGCGAGACGCCUAUUCGUACACCCAGAGCUCCGGCGCAGGAGGACCACAUAGCCAACGAGAUUCGCAACAUUCGAGCGCUGAACGAGACUAAGUCUGCCCUUCUUGGCGGCGAGAACACGCCGCUGCACGAAGGAGCGAGCUCGACUGGAUUUGAUGGCAUUGCCCCCAGGAAACAGACCACCGCGACCCCGAACCCAAUGGCUACACCAUUGGCACCCAACGGCAUCGGUGCCACUCCUGGCCGCCCGGGCCAAACACCGAUGAGGACUCCUCGAGACACCUUUGCGCUGAAUCGCGAUGAUGGUAUGUCAAUGGUGUCCGCAACACCGCAAGAUAUCAGAAAUCGAGAAACCGUCGUGCGAAAUCAACUACGGUCGGGCCUCGCCGCCCUGCCUAAACCCAAGGACAUGGACUUUGAGCUAGAGCUACCUGAGGAGCAAGCCGAAGCCAUGACCGUCGAGGAGCGGCAGGAAGAUGCUGCGGAUCGGGACCGUCGAGCGCGGGAGCGCCAGGCUGCCAUCGAAGAGCUGGAACGACGACGCAGGACGCAGGUCAUGCAGCGCGACCUUCCGCGAACACCGAUAGUUGAUAUCUCAACUUUGAUGAAGAACGCAAGCAGUUUGGAAAAUCCCGCCGAGCGGCUGAUUGCUCAGGAAGCCGCAGCUCUGAUGGCCAAUGACGCGACCAAAUACCCUCUUCCCGGGUCACAAGUUAAGGGAGCUGUCAAGCCGCUCGACGACAUUGGUGACGAUGCGCUCGCCGAUGCGCGUCUUCUCAUCCUGGCCGAGACUCCCAAGCUGCCAAGCUUUGAGAGCAUGCAGAGCGCCUUUACCGGGCGCGCCGCCGACGACACACUGCUAGGUCUUGGCUGUUACGCCGGCGCAGACGAGGAAGAGCAACAACGCGCGAUAAGAGCUUCGUUUCACGUUUGCGAAGACUCAAUCAUGUCGCUGGCCGAGCAGGGCGCCAAGCUCGAAAAGAAGCUGAGCCUCCAUCUUGGGGGCUACCAAAAGCGCCAAAAGAUGCUCAAGGACAAGACGACGGAGGCGGCGGAGGCGCUGGAGAAGGCUCGGAUCGCGCUGAGCGGCUUCAAGACGCUGGCCCUUUCCGAGGACGUCGCCAUUAACAGGCGCCUCAAGUCCCUCCGCGAGGAGCUGGACUUUGUCAGCCGUCGUGAGCGUGAGGCGCAGGAUGAUUAUCGCAGGGCAAAGGAGGAGCUAGAUACAUUAAUAGCAGGGCGAGGCGCUAACGGAUACCAUCAAUAA